Molecule: messenger RNA, 1581 nt
Organism: Panicum hallii
Lineage: Eukaryota; Viridiplantae; Streptophyta; Magnoliopsida; Poales; Poaceae
Product: probable glucan 1,3-beta-glucosidase A
Exons: 10
Coding region: 1-1581 (526 amino acids)
Biological process (GO): actin filament bundle assembly; carbohydrate metabolic process; establishment or maintenance of cell polarity
Cellular component (GO): actin cytoskeleton; cytoplasm
Molecular function (GO): actin filament binding; hydrolase activity, hydrolyzing O-glycosyl compounds
Source: RefSeq, a predicted model, not a curated record
AUGGGUGGUCUUGUUGGCUCUGGCUUCGUGCUGCUUUCAUGGGUGCUUUUCUCCCCCUGCCUAUGCUCAGUGGAUGGGCUGUCCAAGGUGAGGGCUGUUAACUUGGGAGGAUGGCUGGUGGUUGAAGGGUGGAUUAAGCCAUCACUUUUUGACGGGAUUCCGAAUGGGGAUAUGCUAGAUGGGACGCAGGUGCAGCUCCGCUCUGUUGUAUUGAAUAAAUAUGUUAGUGCAGCCAAUGGGGGUGGUUCAAAUGUGACAGUGGACCGUGAUGUGGCCUCAACAUGGGAGACAUUUAGGCUUUGGAGGGUGUCACAAAAUGAAUUUCAGCUUCGAUGUCUUGGAGGUGAAUUUUUUACAUCAAGCAGUGAAGAUGGUUUGAUCUUGGCAACUGCAAGGGAACCAUUGUCCACUGAGACUUUCUACAUCGAAAGGAAUGAUGAAAGGGUUCAUAUCAAACUUCUGAAUGGAGGCUAUGUGCAAGCAACAAACGAUCAUCUGCUUAUUUCCACUUAUCAAUUCCAACCAGGAUGGGAUAAUAAUUUAGCGACAUUUGAAUUGGUGAUUGUUGCCAAUAACUUGCAUGGAGACUACCAGCUUGCCAACGGUUAUGGUUACGAGAGGGCGAAGAUGGUCUUAGAAGAGCACAGGACAAAUUUUAUAACAGCAAGCGACUUUGAUUUCCUAUCUCGACAUGGAAUUAAUACUGUGAGAAUUCCUGUCGGAUGGUGGAUAACACAAGAUCCAUAUCCACCUUCUCCAUUUGUUGGAGGGUCUUUGGCAGCUCUGGACCUAGCAUUUUCAUGGGCACAAUCUUAUGGUUUGAAAUGUAUAAUCGAUCUUCAUGCUGCUCCUGGUUCUCAAAAUGGAAUGGAACACAGUGCGAGCAGGGAUGGUUCCGUGGACUGGCCCUCACCUGAAUAUGUCUCGCAAACAUUAGAAGUUAUUGAUUUCCUGGUGACAAGGUAUGGAGGCCAUCCUUCCCUUUUGGGCAUUGAGCUUCUGAACGAACCUUCUGCAGCUAGCGUUCCUUUAGAUGUUCUAGUGUCCUACUAUACGAGGGGUUACCAAAUUGUGCGAAACCAUUCAUCAACUGCAUAUGUUAUUCUCUGCCAAAGAAUCGGAAAUGCAGACCCAAUCGAACUGUUUCAAGCUGGUAUUGGUCUUUCAAAUGUCGUAGUUGAUUUACACUACUACAACUUGUUCGAUCCGUACUUUGCCAGCAUGAACUCUACUCAGAAUAUUGAAUUUAUUUACAAGAAUAGAGCACCACAAUUGCAAGCUCUUAAGGACGCAAAUGGGCCUCUUGUCUUCAUUGGUGAAUGGGUUAAUGAAUGGGACGUGCAAAAUGCAUCUCAGUAUGAGUACCAGAAGUUUGGCGGAGCUCAGUUGGAUGUUUAUGCAAACGCCACCUUUGGGUGGUCAUAUUGGACACUAAAAAAUGACAGGAUGCAUUGGGACUUCGAGUGGAAUAUUCGGAAUAAAUACCUCCUGUUCAGUGCUUCAUCCCUGCUGAAGACACCAAGCUUCCUUCUCCUGCUAGCAUUUGGAUGGGGAGCUUGCCUUAUCAUCAUGCCAAGAUAA